Penicillium daleae is the source of this 1677-nucleotide messenger RNA. Its product is annotated as glycerophosphocholine acyltransferase. The transcript has 2 exons. Gene Ontology annotation, biological process: phosphatidylcholine biosynthetic process. The coding region runs from base 1 to 1677 and encodes 558 amino acids. NCBI's taxonomy places the organism in Eukaryota, Fungi, Ascomycota, Eurotiomycetes, Eurotiales, Aspergillaceae. The record is from RefSeq and is a predicted model, not a curated record.
AUGGGAAUGCUAACCUUCGGUCGCUUCCUCAGCCGGCCUUAUCCCCAUUAUCGGGACGGUCCAACCCUCUUCUCCUUCCAACAACAGUUCCUCAUGGAGGAAUCCAGCGCGCGCGAGCGCCGCAAGUCUGACUCGACCAUGGGCGCGGACUCGCUGGCUACAACCCCUUCGAUCGAAGAGAUGGUCGACAACCCGUUCCUGGAUGACUUCGAGCACGAUGACUAUUACUCGCCGCCCGCCUCCCCCGGCAAGCUUUCGCGCAACCCGUCCUUCUCCAAUAGCAGUUCCUACCAGGAGGACUGGGAGACGUUUCCGCCACUUGACAAGCUCACCAUCUUCGAUCUCCUCGACAACAUCCAGCUGUCGCAGCGGUUCGAGAAAUGGCAGAAUGCGCUCAACAUGCAGCGCGAGAAAGUUCGCAAACAACGCGAGAAGCUGCGGUCGACGGGAAUAAACGCCAAGGAUCGAGUGAUGGGCGAGUUCAAGCGUCGAGUACCGACCGCUGAUGAGCAGCUGGAAAAGUACCGCCGCCGCAUGAAGGAUGGCGUCGAGCGUCUGGGUAAACAGUGGAACAAGACGGCCACCGUGACUCUGCGCGAGAAGAUCUCCUUCAUUGCUGGUGUGCUCAACAUCUUCAUCAGUGGUUAUCUCAUCGGUGCCUGCCCCCAGUUCUUCUACUACUGGUUCACCGCGCAACUGGCCUACUUCAUGCCCAUCCGCUACUAUACCUAUCAUGCCAAGGGAUACCACUAUUUCUUGGCCGAUCUGUGCUAUUUUGUCAACCUGCUCUGCAUGCUUUCGAUCUGGGCCUUCCCGGGUUCUAAGCGGUUGUUCAUCAGUACUUACUGUUUGACCUUUGGAAACAACGCCGCGGCCAUCGCCAUGUGGCGUAACUCUCUGGUCUUCCACAGUAUGGACAAGGUGGUCAGUCUAUUCAUUCACAUCAUGCCUCCAGUUACGCUGCACUGCAUCGUUCAUUUGACUCCCGUCGAGAUGCUCAAGGAACGGUUCCCAGCUGUCUAUGCUAUCAAGUUUAGCCAGCCUGGGGAUCCAGAACACUACUCUCUGGGUGCAAUGAUUGUGUGGGCCACCGUACCUUACCUCUUUUGGCAGCUGUCGUACCACUUCAUGAUCACCGUUCGCCGCGCCGACAAGAUCGCUGCGGGGCGUCCGACAAGCUUUACUUGGCUCCGCAAGUCGUACGCCAAGGCCUGGAUUGGCAAGUUUGUUCUCAGCCUACCAAAUGCGCUGCAAGAGCCCGCUUUCAUGUUAAUUCAGUACACUUUCGCUCUGUCCACCAUGAUUCCCAGCCCGAUCUGGUUCUGGUCGCGAUGGGCGAGCGGUAUCUACAUGUCCGCCCUGUUUAUCUGGAGCAUCCAUAACGGAGCCACCUAUUACAUCGAUGUCUUUGGCAAGCGCUUCCAGAAGGAGUUGGAGCAGUUGAGGAAGGAUGUCGUGCGAUGGCAGAGUUCUCCUGACUUUGCCACUAGUCCGCUCAUUCUCCCCGAUAGCUACACUCCUGUCAGUGGCGCUCUCGGUGCUCCCGAUGCACGCGCUCGUCUGGAGAAGCGCGGCAGCAUCGACCGGAUUCCGCUUCUGGAUCCCACUUCGGCGGGAACGACCACUGCGCAUGAGGCUCCUGUAGCCACCGAUUCCACCGUUCGUCAGAGAUCUUAG